Molecule: messenger RNA, 4339 nt
Organism: Oryza brachyantha (malo sina)
Lineage: Eukaryota; Viridiplantae; Streptophyta; Magnoliopsida; Poales; Poaceae
Product: kinesin-like protein KIN-7I
Exons: 31
Coding region: 98-3787 (1229 amino acids)
Biological process (GO): microtubule-based movement
Molecular function (GO): microtubule motor activity; microtubule binding; ATP binding
Source: RefSeq, a predicted model, not a curated record
CGCGAAAAUUCGAAACCACCCCCGUCUCGCCCUCCUCUCCGGCUGAAGCCUCCUCCGCCGCCGCAUCUUCCCGGCGCGGAGGCGGACUGGCCCGGCGAUGGAGCGGAUCCACGUCUCCGUGCGCGCGCGGCCGCUCUCGGUGGAGGACGCUCGCGGUAGCCCGUGGCGGGUCUCCGGCAACGCCGUCGCGCUCUCGACCCAGCCCUCCACCCGCUUCGAGUUCGACAGGAUCUUCGGCGAGGAGUGCCGCACCGCCGAAGUCUACGGGGCCCGCACCAAGCACAUCGUCGACUCCGCGGUGCGAGGUUUCAACGGCACUGUUUUUGCAUAUGGACAAACUAACAGUGGCAAGACCUAUACAAUGAGAGGAUCUGCUAAUGAACCUGGGAUAAUACCUCUUGCAGUUCACGAUCUAUUUAAAACUAUUGAGGAGCAUUUGGACCGAGAAUUCCUUCUCCGUAUGUCUUACAUGGAAAUUUAUAAUGAGGAAAUAAAUGAUCUUCUUGUCCCAGAACAUCGAAAGUUGCAGAUACAUGAAAGCAUUGAGAGGGGCAUAUAUGUUGCUGGUUUAAGAGAGGAAAUUGUUACAUGUCCUGAACAAGUACUGAAAUUUAUGUCAUUUGGAGAAUCUCACCGUCAUAUUGGGGAAACAAACAUGAAUGUGUACAGCAGUCGUUCUCAUACAAUAUUUCGCAUGGUAAUUGAGAGUCGGGAAAAAGUUGAUGAUAGUGACGCAGGAGAAUCGUGUGAUGCUGUUCGAGUAUCUGUUCUGAAUCUGGUAGACUUAGCUGGUUCAGAACGUGCCGCAAAGACUGGUGCUGAAGGUGUCAGACUUAAGGAGGGCUCUCACAUCAACAAAAGUCUUAUGACCCUUGGUACGGUCAUCAAGAAGCUAAGUGAAGGGAUAGAAGGUCAGGGGGGACAUGUUCCUUACCGGGAUAGUAAGUUGACAAGGAUUUUGCAACCUGCUCUGGGUGGAAAUGCCAAUACGGCUAUCAUUUGUAAUAUAACUCUUGCACAGGUUCAUGCUGAUGAGACCAAAAGCAGCUUACAAUUUGCUAGUAGAGCGUUACGUGUUACAAAUUGUGCAUGUGUUAAUGAGAUUUUAACAGAUGCUGCGUUAUUAAAACGCCAACGGAAAGAAAUUGAAGAACUUCGAGCAAAACUAAGGAACUCUCAAAGUGAUCAUUGGGAGGAAGAAAUUCUGAAUUUGCGGAACACACUACUACAGAGUGAACUGGAAAAGGAGAGAAUAGCUUUGGAGCUGGAGGAGGAAAAGAGAGCCAAAGAGCAGCGUGAUAAGAGGUUGAUUGAGCAAGCAAAGAAAAUCGAAAACCUUAGUUCAUUGGUAUUAAAUUCAGAAAGGGAUGACAGAACUACUGUUUCUAGUAAGAACAAAAGGCGGUUGACCUGGUGUCCUGGACUACGCUCAAGGCAAUUUGAUGGUCAGGUUUUAGAACCUGUCCAAGAAGGCAUUUCAAGCAGCAUGGUUCGACAUGGACGUAACAGGGAGAUGCCACUGUGUUUUGAAGAGCUAAUAGAGGAAAAUUGUGAUAGCAAUAUUGAACACUGUGCUGAUGCUUGCUUAUCUGGUGAUUUAUCCAAUGAAGAUGAUUCUCUUCCAGAUUCACAUGCUUUGUUACAUGUUACCAGUCGAAGAAAGCCAAAUAUGACGAAGAUAUCAGAUCAAGAACAACUUAUGGGGUUAGCAGGCGAACCAAUGAUAACCCAAUACCCUAAUGAAUACACCAGAGAAUGUCAGGAAAACAUCAAACAUUGUGUUAGCAGUUUAUCUGCUCGAGAGUCUGAAGCAAUUCUUGUCAUUAAGCAACUUGAAGAUCAGAUAAAGUUGCUGGAGUUAGAGAAGGCUUCUAUUCAAAAUAACUUGGACGAUGUUCUUGAAUUAGCAACUCAGCAGAAGGUUUCUUUCAGUGAGAAGUAUGAAGAGCUUCAACAGAAUGCUCUUGUGGCACAAGAACAAGCAAAAAUUGCUAACGAGAAGCUUUCCUCUCUAUGUACUACAGGAAAAUUCAAACAAGAAAUAGCAUAUGAAAUCUUCACUGGUAUAUCUGUGGAGAUUGAAGGCAUAGCUGUGCAAAUGGAUCAAUCAACACACUCAGUUGACAGUGCUCUUUCUUUUAUUGAAGAACUCUUCAAGAAUCUCUUCAUGAUGGCCGAAUGCAUAAUUGAAGUAAAACAGUCUGUUUGUGGAGACAUUACACAGUUGAGUUCUGUCGUUAGGGAUUACGAGAACAUUUCAAACUAUUUGAGAAAAAGGAUCAGCAAACUUGAAAUGGAGAAGAAACUAUUAGAUGACCAAUCUCUUGAUCAGAAAAAUGAACUUCAGAGGUUGAAAUCCACUCUGGAAAGUUGUGAGAAAGCUAUGGAGGAUUGUAAUAUUCAAAACGAGCUGGAGAAAGACAGCAUUCUAUCGGAACUAUUAACUCUCCAAAAGGAAGUCACAUCCUUGUCAUCAUCUUCUUUGAUGAAAGAAAAGGAGUCUAUUCGAAAGGAACUUGACAGAACAAGAACAAAGCUAAAAGAGACUGAGAACAAACUUAAGAAUUCCGUUCAAGAAAAGAUAAAACUUGAGAGUGAAAAAGCAGAGGCCCAUAGGGAAAUAAAAAAGUUGCAGAGCCAAAGGACUCUUCUUGAACGUGAUUUACGGAAACGUGAUUCACUCACUGUUGACAAAAGACAUGAAAUGAAUGUGAAGACGAAGGAGCUUGCUGGUAUCUAUGAUCAAGCAGUUCAAAUUCAGGAGGACUAUGGGAAGCUUGAGAUGCAUGCUUUUGAUAUGGAAGCUGAAAUUGCUUCGUUACAAGAAGCUUUAGUUACUUCAAUUGCAGAAAAGGAAGAAGCAUUAUCUAGAGUGGACCUUCUCACAUCGGCACUGAAAGAUCUUGAAAGUAGGUUAAAUUCCGCAGAAUCAGAGACUAAUUCCUUGGUUGAGGAGAUUGCUGUCUUGACUAAGAAGUUAGAUGCAUCUGAAUCUAUCUCUAAAGAUCUUGAGGCUUCUAUCAGUUCAUUAACAAGGGAAAAGGAAGAUAUGGGAAUUCAACUUACUGAUGUCCUUCUGGAAAUGGAGUCUGAAAGAUCAAUGUGGGCAGCCAAGGAGAAAGUUUAUCUUGAAGCCAAACAAAAACUGGAUAUCUGCAAUGAGAAUAAUUGCAAAGUAUCAGAAGAUUUGGUUAAGGUGAGGCAAGAAUUGAAGUGUUGCCGAGAACAAUACAGUAUUCUUGAGGGCAAAAUGAUGCUUUCCAGUAAGAAUGGCACAGAUGAGAAAAUCUGCUGGGAGAUUUGUGAAGAAUCAGAACCAGUCAUGAAGAAAGAAAGAAGCAUCGACAAUCAUGUGAAUGAAAAUGAGCUUCGCCAACAACUAUCGAUGAUCACAGAAGAACGUGACAAGUUACUUUCUGAGACAAAGCAUAUGAGUUUAGUCAUCAAUGAAUCAGAGGUUUUAAAAGAGAACUACGGUAACAAGUUAAUGCAGGCCAAAGCAAAUAUAGACGAGUUGAGUUCUAGGAUAUCUACCAUGGAAGCCAAGAUGAAAAGUGAUGCUUUGGCUUAUAACAAACAGAAGACAAAGCUUAGCAUGCAGAUUAGGAGGAUGCAGCCAGAACUUGAUGCAUAUCGCGGAAGGCUUAAAGAAUCAAUAAAUGAGAUGAAGCUCAUGGACACGAAGUAUCAGGAAGCAUCCGCCAAGCUGAAGAAGGAGCUUUCCUACUACUGUCGCGAAGUUCUGAAGUUGAGAGAGAAGCUUAAAGAAUCACAGGAUACAACUUGACGCUGUAACACCUUUCUGCUGCACAAUUCAUGUGUGGAGAGACUCGUGGUACUAACCAUAGAACAAGCAAUUGGUAUUGCCUCAAUGCCACUUCAUACAUCAACAAUAGUUCGAUAAUUUCCUGUAAAUCAUUGCUUAUUAAUGUUCCCGAAUAUCAAAUUACCAAGUAGUGGACCUGUCUACUGCCUUUAAGGCUUUAACAGCUUUGCUCACACUGCAGUAUAGAUAGGGUGAGCUAUUCAGAUUGUAGACAAAGUUCCAAAGACGACAUUUCUGGGCCUCUGUAGCACUGGAAAAAUUAAGGUCGGAAUAUGCUGUUCCAUAAUAUGGUUUGAUAUUACCAUGUAAAAUAGGUUUGUGCUUAUAGGAUGCUGCUCCUGGUUGUUAGUAACUUAUAGGGCUCCUUUGGAACGGAGAAAUUUUAGAGGAAUUUUGCAGGUUAUGAAUCCUUGGUCACUCUCUUUCCAAAUUCCUAUUUGAUUUUCCUGUAAAGUAACCAAAUAACAUGAUAGAGCAAUUUCUGUGUUUUGGUAUUCCAUAGGAUAAAGUUUG